Molecule: messenger RNA, 604 nt
Organism: Pieris napi
Lineage: Eukaryota; Metazoa; Arthropoda; Insecta; Lepidoptera; Pieridae
Product: heat shock factor-binding protein 1
Exons: 2
Coding region: 252-500 (82 amino acids)
Biological process (GO): cellular heat acclimation
Cellular component (GO): nucleus; cytosol
Molecular function (GO): transcription corepressor activity
Source: RefSeq, a predicted model, not a curated record
UAUUUUUAAUGUAUGAUUAUUAUGUUUUUUGAUGUGUUUUCAAAUGUAAUGAGAAUCACGAAUUUAGAAAUAUUACACUUUGGGAUAACAUAAUAACUCGCUCAAAACGAUUUUCGUAAAAUCGUGCCUUAGCAUGAGAUAACGUUGAACGAAUUGAAAUUCAACAAUCAGUCGAAGUCGAACUUGUUGGGAACUAAGCAACGGUUAAGUAGUUCUAGCGGUUUCAUAGGAAGCAAUCGUAUUUUUGAGAAAUGGCAGAUCCAAAAGUUGAGCAACCUACAUCAGACGUAGAAAAUAACUACACACCAAGUAACGACCCGAAGAAUAUGCAAGAAGUAACACAAUAUGUGCAAUCUUUGCUACAAAACAUGCAAGAUAAAUUUCAAAGUAUGUCUGACCAAAUUAUUAAUAGAAUAGAUGAAAUGGGUACUCGUGUUGAUGAAUUGGAAAAAAAUAUCACAGAUUUGAUGACACAAGCAGGUGUUGAAAAUGAAAAAUAAUAUAAGAAUUUGACAUUAGUCAUAAAAUAGUGUAUGAUUUGUAGUAAUAUGCAUGAAUUGUCUUUUUUAAUGCAGAUUUAAAUCUUCAUUCCAAACAUUAUAAU